Centruroides sculpturatus (bark scorpion) is the source of this 1154-nucleotide messenger RNA. RefSeq lists its product as uncharacterized. The transcript has 4 exons. The record is from RefSeq and is a predicted model, not a curated record. Bases 1 to 999 code for a protein of 332 amino acids. NCBI's taxonomy places the organism in Eukaryota, Metazoa, Arthropoda, Arachnida, Scorpiones, Buthidae.
AUGAUAACAACUUCAAACUUUCUUUGCUCGGAAGUAUUUCUCGUUUAUGAAAACGAAGCAUUUUAUGCCAAAAUUGUUUUUCUGGGCCUUGCAGUUUAUGUCGCUCUUCAGUUCAGUAUUUUGAAAAGAAGAAAAAUAUCUAUCCAUUAUUUAAAGAGCCAAUACGACGGCGAAGAAGAUUUUGUCGACAGAAGCGAAAGAUAUAUGUUCAUUUUCUUUGCAUUCUUUUCGUUUAUUCUCAUAUGUAUUUUUGCGAUGUUUUCCUUUGUCAGUUAUUUUUCCGUAGCCAGAGUUAUAAACGAUAAUAAAGUAAUAUUAUAUUGCACGUUUAUUAUUCAGCUAUGGUUAACUUAUACUUCGUCACAGAUAUCCUUUGUAUUACUAUCAUUCGCAUUUGGUUCUAUACUAUUAGGAAAACGAUUUGUGGAAGUCUCCAAAGAAUUAGAAAAUACAAACCGAGCAACUAAAGCGUUUUUACAAAAUCUUAUGGAGAAAAUUUUGAAAUUAUGGGAAUUUUUUCAAGAAGUAAACGAAAAUUGGAGUAUUCUUUUUCCUGUUAUAUACAUACAUUUUGUUUACGAAUCCUGCUUUUUCCUUUUUGGAAGUCUUUUCGCCAAAAUAAAUGUCAUCUUACGUAUUUCUGUAUUUGUUACUGCAUUGAUAUUAUUAAUUGGAUCAUUGUUAGUUUCUUGGGCACUGUCGAAAUUUACAUCGAUUGUAUACGACAAUUUCAUUUCAAUUGGGAAAUUCUAUUCAGAACCUCUUUCCUUGGAGUAUAAAUUCAAAGUGAUUGGAUUCAUGAAGAAAUUUGGAGGAAGACCUUUUGGUAUAUCCGUUGGCGGAUUUUUUUACGUGAAGAAGAACUUUCCAAUUCGGGUAAUGAGUGGAUUGUAUUCAGUUUUCUCAACUCUAAUUCAGCUCACUGGAGUACUCCGACGAAAAAGUUGCACGUCAAGAAUAAAUGAAAACGUCGUAAUUACUAAUACAACUGUUCAUUAAUUACCAUUUGUUACUACACAAAAACAAAUUUGAGACUGGUUUUGUGGCAAAAAUUUGACAAUUUCACUGAUUAAUUAGAUAUUGAAUUACAUUUGUUGCAAAUGCACGAACAAAAUUGUAAUGUGUGGCCAGAAAGUUCUACUGAUAUUAAAUAU